Messenger RNA from Moneuplotes crassus, 1405 nucleotides. The record is from the annotation of a GenBank genome assembly. NCBI's taxonomy places the organism in Eukaryota, Ciliophora, Spirotrichea, Euplotida, Euplotidae.
AUUUAAUUAAAAAUGUCCAUAUAUUCCGGCUUCGCACUUAGAAAACACGAAACUUAUUACAACAAGCUCCUCUUCAGAGUCAUUGAAAUUCUUAGUGAAAAAUGUCUCAAAGCAGUGAAAUAAAGAAUUCAAAGAACAAAAAGAAAACUCCAAAAAUGAAGAAUUCAGCCUCAUGGAAGAAAAUGACCAGCUAGAAAAUUGGAGUAGAGGUAUAUUCAAGGCCUACAGGGUUCUCAACUCAAUGGAAAAAUUUAAGCAUUUGGAUCCUAACUUCUCAGAUGCUUUCGAGAAGCUUUUUACAUUUGUUUGAAAAUAAAUACAAGAACCUAUACUCUUCAGUAAAUAAAACUAUAACAAUGGACGCUCUUGGUCAGAAUACUGACUUAAUCUCAGAGCCUGAAAAGAGAGAUCCAAAUGUUUUGUCAAGAUCAGAUGCUUUCCUCAAGAUUCAUAAGAGAAAUUUGGAUUCCGAAUUCAUUCAGAACCCAGUAGAUUCCUCUCUCCAUCUGAUCAAAGAGAACCGUGAGUACCGUUCAAAGACUCAACAGAGAGUGAGACCCACUAAGAAAUCUAAGAAAAGUACAGAUCAUCCGUUUAAGCCCUAUGAGAUGGAUACAUAUGCGAAUCAUUUCCCUAAUUCUAAAAGUCUCCAUCAACCUAAGAAGUCCAAGAACGGAAAGAAUAUUGAUUCUAACAUCAAAAUAAAGAAUAGGAUUGGAGGCUUUAAGAGCGAUAAACCUGAAUUUAGCCUAAAAUAAUGACAAUUCUCACCCUAAAAUAGAAAAUUCUGAUCUUUUACAUGAAACUAGAACCAGGGAGAUGAACGAACUGAUGCCUAGUGACAACAACAGCCUCUCGAUGAUCAACUAUAACCUAGAUAAGAUGAAUGACACUGAUGGAUGAAUAGAAAAUUACUCCCAUGAGAAAAAUGGACUUCAAACUCUAGGCCACACAUACCAUAAUGAUAGUACAAUUUCAAAAAGUGAGAGCAUGAACUUUACAAGUCUUGGCAACCCCAACAUGAGCAAUAACUUCCACAAAUAAGUUCAUACUAGACAUGAGUGCUAAUACUCCUGAGACUGACCACCCUGAUUUGAAACUUCUUCGGCCUCGUGCUAUAAAGAAGAUCCUACUUGAGCCCAGAAGAGGAUCUAGAAGAAGAAAACUCAAAAUUAAGAGCAAGAUUAUUAAGUCAAAAAGAACAAGAAGAUUAAAAGCAAACCCGAAAAGGCAAUUCAGUUCAGUCCAGCCUUACCGAGAAGAUCACAGAGAUAGCUACAAGCUUGGCUAUAGCAAAUUUAGUAGAAGCAAGUCCCUUUGGUUAAUUGGUUCUAGAGUUCUUGUAGAAAUUAUGAGGAAUAUCAGAGUCAUAGAAAUCUUCAGUACCCAAAAAGUUGUUCAAUUA